UCGCUAACUUAGGCUGCUUUUACACAGGCAGACCAAUUCAGAUCCUUUUUUUACUCAUUUGUCUUUUGACCAAUCACAUCAGAUCUUUUCAAAUCAGCUCUUUUUCAGAGCAGAUCUGAUUUGUCAAAAGAUUCAUUAGUGAAAAACAAGAUCAGAAUUGUGCUGCCUGUGUAAACGCUGCCUUACUGCCUUGAGUUGUUGAUAUAUCAGCUGAGUGUAUAUUUAUAGCCUGAACAGCCAGUUGUCAUCACUGUUUGAUUGAUUGAUCAUGUUCAUCUGCAUGUCACUGUGGUGUCAUAACGUUAGCCCUCUUUGUGUGAAUUUCAAAAAUCUUUCCUUAACUCUUGGCGUCCUCUGUCCUCACCUUGGUUGUUUUCAAAUCUGUCCGCUCCACAAAGACAUACAGCUGAGAAUGAUCAAUCAAUAAGCCAGUGAUUGGAUGGCAACUGCAGGUUCAGGCAAUAAAUACACACCACGCUGGUAUGUCAACUAAGCAUGGCAGUAAGGCACUGAGAGUAUUUCAGUAUUGCUUUGUCUGGGCUGUUGGUGGUUUAAGGCUUUGAUAUGGCUUUUGGAAUUAAUUUGGGGAUUGUGUUCCUUUGCUCAUUGUUUGCAGAACACUCAAGUUUUACAUGGGCUCCACGUGAUGCCCAGAGAGUAAGAGGCUAUGGGUUUUCUGGCUCUUCCAGAAUGGAAGUUGAGCAGAGGCAAACAGGUGGCAGCUAUCCCCAGGAUCAAUUCAGACCAGCCUCUCACACUUCUGGUUCGGUCCAGAGUGAAGCUACUUACCGCGGGACUGGAUACAACACACUCGGAGGCUUUGCUCCAAGCUCCCUCCAGCCAGCCCCAAGGGGCUCUGGAUCUAUCCCCAGCAGCUUUACCUCCGCCCAGACAAAGGGUAAGAGGACCCGUGCCAAGAAUACUGACAUUAGCCUCUCUGGUUCUAUAGCCAGUGGAUCCUCUGUCGCCCACAACAAGCAUCAAACCAAGGCCAGCAGAACCUAUGGUCAAAGUGUCACUGACCCCAGUGCAUUAAGGCCAGUUUCAAGUUGGGAGGUAAAGAGAAUCCAGGCCAACACUCUUCGUACUGUACAGCCUCACUCCGGCAGCUCUGGACUAGUCCAGAAUCCUGAUGUUGUGUUUAAUGUCCAGAGUAGAACUGCCUCUAACCUGAAACCAUCUACUCCUAACUAUGGCUCUACCCAGAGUGAAUUCAAGUUCUCCACCUCCAGACAACCCAACCAAGGCCUUGUCCAGACUCGGAGUAGAGGAGCCCCAAGCCUCUAUGGUCAAACUGCCACCCACACCACCUCCCUCACCCACUAUGUCCAGGACCUGAAGCAAGGGAGCAGCUUCCCUUCCUUGGCUUUCAAGGGACCAAUGGAGAUCUCUGCCCGGUCAAUUUCCACUCCUGACCGUGAAGUUCCCUCAAGUGGCUCUUCACAAACUUCAUUUAGACCAGGUCCUCUGAGUUUUGGUUCUACUGAAGGUGGGAGUGCAACAAAAAGCUACAAGCCUAGCUUCUCCCAAGAUGUCAUGCAAUACCAGAGCAACUCUGCCAGUAGAAGUGUUUCAACUUCCAAUCAAUAUGCCCAAACCUCUGGCCAGAGAAUAGAUGGAGCCUCUACCUCAAGUCGCGGCAUGCCUACUUCUAGCCUGGCCUCUCGCUCCAGUCUUUUUCACCCCAGCUCUACAGCUAGUGGAAACUCCUACGGCGCCUACAAGCCUGGCUCUGACCUUGGUGCAACACCAAGCCAAAGCCUGUUUACCUCUAACCAAGGUGGAAGGGGUUCAACAUACAGCCAGAAUCUCCUUGCAAAACCUGCCCAAGGGAAGUACGGACAAAUGUCUGCUCAGUGGGGGAGCUACAGGCCCAGCUAUUUGUUCAAUGCAGUGAAGUCCAACACUAGCUCUGCCAGACGUCCCACCCAGAGCCUCUUGUCUAGCAGCUAUGGCCCUACCCAGAGCAGGACCAGCAGUGCCAGCUCGAUCAACCUUCGCCGCUUUGGCCUGACCAUCAUGCACAGCAUCCCAGAAUUGUACGGCGGAUCUACAAUCCACCGGCUCAAAGACCCUACUCGGUAGGAGUAGUGCCUCCCCUAGCCACUCAACCCAGCUCUUCAAGUAUCAGCAAGCCACAGCCCAACCACUAUCUGCCAAGCAGAAAGGCCCUAGCACAACCUAAAUUGAGUCCAGAACAUGAUGAAGUGGGAUCUGUAGCCACCAGUUGAGGUGCUAUGACCUGGAAGUGUUGUCAGGACUUCUCUACUUCAAUUGUUUUAAAUAAAAUGUACUAAUACAUAUUAGUCUU
Messenger RNA from Oncorhynchus kisutch (coho salmon), 2311 nucleotides. Its product is annotated as mucin-16-like. NCBI's taxonomy places the organism in Eukaryota, Metazoa, Chordata, Actinopteri, Salmoniformes, Salmonidae. The transcript has 4 exons. The record is from RefSeq and is a predicted model, not a curated record. The coding region runs from base 565 to 2085 and encodes 506 amino acids.